Messenger RNA from Eriocheir sinensis (Chinese mitten crab), 1569 nucleotides. RefSeq names its product transcriptional adapter 2-alpha-like. The transcript is spliced from 2 exons. Gene Ontology annotation, biological process: chromatin remodeling; regulation of transcription by RNA polymerase II. NCBI's taxonomy places the organism in Eukaryota, Metazoa, Arthropoda, Malacostraca, Decapoda, Varunidae. The record is from RefSeq and is a predicted model, not a curated record. Gene Ontology annotation, molecular function: protein binding; transcription coactivator activity; chromatin binding. Gene Ontology annotation, cellular component: SAGA-type complex; nucleus. Bases 105 to 1508 code for a protein of 467 amino acids.
GUCUGGGGAAUGUAAACAAAGCCUCGACGGCGUGCAUUGGGGCCGAAGGUGGAGGAAGAGAGCCCAUUUUCCAUAUAUAAGGCCAUUAUCUCCUCUAUUUAAGCAUGGCGGAGGCUCAGUCAGGGCACGAGGCCACGGAGGAGGAUGCCACGGAGCUACAAUUCCCUAAAGGUCCGGGGUCUGCACCGUCCGGGGCGGGGUCAGGGUCAGGGCAGUGCCGGGCGUGCCAGGCGGGUCUGCAGGAGCCCUUCGUGCGGUGCCCCGCGUGCCCCGGCUGCCCCGCCCUGUGCCUGAGCUGCUUCUCCCGUGGGGCAGAGUUCCCGGGGCACCGCAAUGACCACCCAUAUGCUGUGAUUGGCCGCUGCUGCCCCGUGGGGGAGGGCUGGGGCGGGGCAGAGGAGCUGGCGCUGCUGGGGGCCGUGGGGGACUGUGGCCUGGGGGACUGGGCCGGGGUCAGCGCCAGGGUGCGGGGCCGGGGCGCUGGAGAGUGCCGGGGCCACUACACGCGCUGCUACGUGGAGCAGCCGCCCCCACCGCUGGCCGGGCUGCUGGGGCAGCAGGGCGGGGCAAGUGCAGAGCAAGAGGCAGACCCUGUGGAGUAUGUUGGGGGCAUGGAGCACCCGCCACGCCCCGCCCCAGGCACAGCAGCAGCAGUGGAGGUUGCGGGGUACAACGCGGCGCGGGGCGACUUUGAGACGGAGUGGGACAGUGGGGCGGAGGCCUGGGUGUCCAGCCUGGACCCGGGGCUGUUUGACGGGGCCGAGGAGGACUGCCCCGGUGCAGCGCUGGUGGCGGCACUGCUGGAUGGAUACCGACGGCGGCUGGCGGGGCGACACGAGACCAAGCGGGUCAUGAGAAAUCUGGGGCUGGUGACCCCAGGGUGGGUGCCCCCCACCCUGGCCCGCCUGCGCCAUGACCUGCCCCGCCCUCUGUGGGAUGCGCUGCCCCGGCUCGCUGCGCUGCUGGACCCAGAGGAGUUGGCGGGACUGGCGGCAGGGUGGCAGCUGGCCCGGGAGCUGCGGCGGCAGGUGGACCAGCUGCGUGAGUGGCGGCGGGCAGGGCUGCGGCGGCCCGGGGCGGCGGCCACCUACCAGGCCCUGCUGCAGCGCCGCCUGGCUGCCCGCCGUGCCCGCCAGGCCCUGCCCCUGCCCACAGGCCUGGCCCCAGUGCCGGCCGCCCCAGGGGAGGCGCGGCGGCGGCAGCGGCUGCCCCUCUACAUCAGGGCCAUGCCGGGGUACGACAGCCUGGCGGAGGCGGAGGCGGCCCUGGCGUCGGAGCUGCGGCUCAGCCCCGAGGCCUUCCUGCACCACAAGCGCCUGCUGGUGGCGGAGAGUGCCCGGGGCGGCCUCAGGCUGGCUCAGGCGCGCACGCUGCUCAAGAUUGACGUCAACAAGACACGACGCAUCUUUGACCUGCUGGCCGCCCAGGGGGACAUACACCCCGCCCACGGUCCUGCCCCACCCCGCCCCCGCCGCCCCAGGACACAGCCGCCGCCACACACCACCUAACACACCACCACCACCACCACCACCUCAAGUGUUUUGCAUCAAUAAAGUGAUUUACUAAGAA